Messenger RNA from Varanus komodoensis (Komodo dragon), 3765 nucleotides. Its product is annotated as ubiquitin carboxyl-terminal hydrolase 12-like. Gene Ontology annotation, biological process: protein deubiquitination. Bases 278 to 1384 code for a protein of 368 amino acids. The transcript has 9 exons. NCBI's taxonomy places the organism in Eukaryota, Metazoa, Chordata, Lepidosauria, Squamata, Varanidae. Gene Ontology annotation, cellular component: nucleus; cytosol. The record is from RefSeq and is a predicted model, not a curated record. Gene Ontology annotation, molecular function: cysteine-type deubiquitinase activity; cysteine-type endopeptidase activity.
UUUCUGGAGUGGGGCAGCUUUUCCUGCAAUCGCGAAGGCGGAGGAUGCGAGGCAACUAGUAAUAAUAAUGUGUUUUUUUUCCUUCAAAGAGUUAUUUAACGGAUUAAAAAAAUAAUUACAGCAAAUAGGGAGAAUGUCAAACAAUCCUUGGAGAGAAGAGUCCGGGAGGGGGGAUUGUUCUCAUCAUUCCUUUUCUGGCUUUACAGCAUCCUGUUUUGACAGUAGCGAAUGAUGCAAUUCUGGCCACUGGGUAUCCCAAGAACAUGCCUUCCUGAUCAUGAGGGUCACCCUCUUUGCCUUGCUGAAAAUUGAGCCCUCAAAGGGCGCCAAUGCCUCUGCUUUGGAGAAAGAGAUUGGUCCAGAACAGUUCCCUGUGAAUGAACAUUACUUCGGCUUGGUUAACUUUGGCAAUACCUGCUACUGCAACUCGGUUCUUCAGGCGCUUUACUUCUGUCGUCCAUUCCGGGAAAAGGUGUUGGCCUACAAGGUGCAGCCCCGCAAAAAAGAAAGUCUCCUGACGUGCCUCUCGGACCUCUUCAGCAGCAUUGCCACACAGAAGAAGAAGGUGGGGGUUAUCCCUCCCAAGAAAUUUAUUUCCCGGCUGAGGAAGGAAAAUGAGCUGUUUGACAAUUACAUGCAGCAGGAUGCACAUGAAUUCCUCAACUACCUACUGAACACGAUUGCCGACUUGCUCCAGGAGGAAAAGAAGCAGGAGAAGCAGAACGGCAGGCUCCAGAAUGGCAGCAUCGAGAGCGAUGAAGGGGAGAAGGCCGACCUCACCUGGGUCCAUGAAAUCUUCCAGGGGACACUAACCAAUGAAACCAGAUGUCUUAACUGUGAAGCUGUUAGCAGCAAAGAUGAGGAUUUUCUGGACCUGUCGGUUGACGUGGAACAAAACACAUCAAUAACGCACUGUUUAAGGGGGUUCAGCAAUACUGAGACUCUGUGCAGCGAGUAUAAGUACUACUGUGAGCAGUGCCGCAGUAAACAAGAAGCACAAAAGAGGAUGCGAGUGAAAAAAUUGCCCAUGAUUCUUGCUCUGCACUUGAAAAGGUUCAAAUACAUGGACCAGCUGCACCGAUAUACCAAACUCUCCUACCGUGUCGUCUUUCCUUUGGAGCUUCGUCUCUUCAACACUUCAGGGGAUGCCACCAAUCCGGACCGAAUGUACGAUCUCGUGGCAGUCGUUGUGCAUUGUGGCAGUGGGCCAAACCGAGGACAUUAUAUCACCAUUGUGAAAAGCCAUGGGUUUUGGUUGCUAUUUGAUGAUGACAUUGUAGAGAAAAUUGAUGCUCAAGCUAUUGAAGAAUUCUAUGGGUUAACAUCGGACAUUUCAAAAAAUUCAGAAUCUGGAUAUAUCCUCUUCUACCAAUCAAGGGACUAAGACAAUGCAUUUUAAAGCAUCUUCCAGGUGUGCAAAAGAAGGGAUCAAGGCUGUGUCCAGACAAGACAUUGCGGUGAUAGUAAGAUCCAUUCCUUGUCAUUGCCAUAAGACCACCGGAGAGUAACUGGAUCAUUUCUGCAAGGAAGACGACUGUCCUCAGCAAGGAUACAUUUUGCUCUGGUUUUCUUUCCGGACUAUUUUAUAUGUGCUAAUUUCCAAAAUCGAUGUUACCUCUACUUGAAACCUGGCUGCUUAAUUGUUCAAGAACCAAGGAAGCUGUCCUUAAAGUAGCACUGUAGAAUUCGUUCACUGUUCGGUCAUGGCCGGAGAGUAACUUGGUUUCCAUUGUUGUCAUUUUUCUGUAUUCUAGCAGAAUGACUUAAAUCUUCAGCAUUGGCUCCAAACUGGUUUUAAGAUAUGAGCAGGAGGAAGUUGCUAACAAGUUUUGGUGGCUCAGGACAUCAAGGUUGCUGCCAGGUUAAGUCGUUUUCGAAGUAUCACACUUUUAACAUUACGAAUGGGAAAAGGACAGAAAGUUGAUGCUUCCACAGCAUUAUGAAUUUCCUCAAUGGUGUCUUGAUUUCAGAUAACACUAUUUAUUCUUAUGUGUUUUUCCACUUUUGUCUGUCUCUUUCCUGAAAUCUCCUGGAGAAGUAAUUUUUAUAUGCUUUAUAAUCUAUUAUACAUUUGUUUCUGUUAGAGGUUUUGACUCAGAGCCCCAACAUGGCAGAAUCCAGUGGAGCAAAGAGUUAGAAGCAAGUCUUUGGGGUCCUGUCAACGCAUAAAAGCUGAAGUUACUGUAUUUCAUUGAGCUGUCAUAUAAGCCAAAAGUGCCCUCUGCUGACACAGGAUCUGUUGCGUGUUUGCUUCACUGUAUAAUCAGUUCUGCACAGAAUUCUACUCACAGAAGCAACUUUAGAAAUAGGUUUCUGUGCCAUCAGCACACAUGAAGCAACAUUAAUUGUGGGGGUUAACUGAUGCAAACCUAUUUCGUCUUAGAAACAACGGUGGUUUGAAAAAGACGCCAUUCAGGUUAACAUGCACUAACGCCUUGGGAAACCUCCCUUUGAAUCAGUUGACCGUUUGCCUCUGAGUAACUUGACAGUUCCUAUUGCGCUACCGCAUCAACAGUAAAAGACAACGCAAUCUUAGGAAGACCGCUUUAGGUAAUAUAGGCUGAACAACUUUAUAUAUUGUAACUGUAAUGAUUAUUAGAAAGAAUCUGUGCAAUGGAGAAGACUGCAAGCAUUAUUCAACUGCAUUUGAAAUCUGCUCAUUGCUGCGUCCCCACCUACCUCCACUUGCUUAAAAGAUCACAUUGAGAUAGUGCCCUGUCUGGGGUGUGGGAACUUUGGAUGUGCCCUGCACAGCAGCCUUACCCGAAAAGUGUCCCCACUUACUUAAAUGAAGAGAGACAUUUCCUGCAGGUUACUUAUUGGGUGGGGAAUUGCACCCCAAAAUAAGGUAAGCUGCCCCUGCUGCGGGGAAUCAGGAGCUGGCACACGAGUGCUUUGUAGGCACCGGUGAAUGUUCGGCGCUCUGCAUUAGGGCAGAUGACUGGAAGUGGAGAAUCGUUUUUCUGUUCUACUCCAGCACUAAAGCUGGAUCUGCAUGUCCCAGGGCAGUCUUCCAAAUUAGGCCACUGGCAAGAAAGAGUUUUACUUGAUGCAAAUACACAACUCGUGCUUUGUUUUUACCAAAAAGCUGAGCUUGCUUAAACAGCACGUUGCAUACUCGUCGUCGUCUUCCUGUGGCUGUCCUUGACAUCUUGCUGUCUUCUUCGCGUGCCCAAUGGCACUCCAUAAGGUGCACACUCUUCUAUACAAACAAAAAAACAUGUUCAGAACUGGUUUCAAGUUCCAGUAUUUAUACCCUCAAACAACUUCAGGAUGAAAAUCCACGCAGUUGAUUUAUACUGUCUAAUAUGCAAAUUAACUCUUUUCUUCAGAGGUUGUCAUCUCUAAUAAAAUAACUUGACAACUGGUCGAUGAUACUGCAGUACCUGUGAAUUUUCACUUUGCUAGACGUCCCCUCAAAAAGAAAACCCCCAACUGGCCUCAGUAACCAGUCGGUCAUCUUGCAGGCCUUGGCCUGGGGGCGAGAAGGUCCCAUUAAGCAGACACUAAACAGCAAAUAUGGCAAAGUAACAGAAGAGAACACUAAACUUGUAUUUUGUAUAUUUGGUGAUAAUGUUUUUACAAAUAAGAUUCCUGACUUGAGAGACUGAGAGAGAAUAUUGAAAGAUAUAUACUAUAGAUUAAAAGUGCAAUUUUGCUACGGAUUUAUAGGGGAUCAAAUUGGAAGAGAGCAGUGUGAAGUUACUUCUGUAAAAUAAAUGACCCCCCAAAUGACUCCAAUAAAGGUCAAGUAUGAGAAAUGCC